Messenger RNA from Eupeodes corollae, 1644 nucleotides. Its product is annotated as kelch-like protein 3. The transcript has 6 exons. The record is from RefSeq and is a predicted model, not a curated record. Bases 145 to 1563 code for a protein of 472 amino acids. Gene Ontology annotation, molecular function: protein binding. NCBI's taxonomy places the organism in Eukaryota, Metazoa, Arthropoda, Insecta, Diptera, Syrphidae.
UUGUUUCUCCAGUUUUAUUUUGGAGAACUAUUUUCUCAGAACGUUUUGAAAAAAUUGUCAACUUAAAUGAAAAUCAGUCGCAAACAUAAAAUUUUGAAUACCAACGACUUUUUUUUGACUUAUCUGGAAACCCUUUAGGAAGGAAUGGAAAAUAGAACUUUCAAGAACAAUGAAUCUCUUGCUUAUUCUGCAACAACGUCGUCAGAACUAGAAAACGGUUUUCGAGUAAUGGAUUAUCCAGGAAUCUCUGAUUCAUCCGUUCAAUCCGAAACACCUACAUUUCGCCCAAAUCAAUUGAAUAAAUUAAUGUACAAUGCUUCAAAAUCUACAUCACGUGAAAUUAACCACAUGAAACGUCCUUUGCCCAAUAAAAUUCUCCCAACAAAUCUUUCCAAACUCUCCGAACUACCUGAAGAAGGAAAAGACAGUUCAAUUCCAAUGGAGGAAAAGACCCUGCUUGAAAUUGGAUUUAAACCAAAUAAGAUUGACGACUGGGAUGGAAUUGAGCAACCAAAAAAACAGAAUCUCUAUGGGUUACUUAAAAAUAUGAUUGAUAACUACAUCAAAACAAACGUUCAAAUACAAAUUGGAGAAGCUACUUUUAACUGCCAUAUGAUGGUUUUGCAAUGUUAUUCUGAAUUCUUCAUGGAAUGCAGCAAUGAGGCAAUUGUAAAAAUUCCACCUGAAAGGAUCACUCCCCAAGCAUUCAUGAUGGUAUACGAUUGGAUGUUAUCCAUUGAACCGUCAGUGCAACGAGAGGGCAUUCUGGAACUUUUUAAUGCUGCAAACUUUUUGAAAAUUAAAGGUCUAGUUGACCAGUGUUGGGUGUGUCUGGACGAUGAUAUUAGAUUUCAGGAAGACACUGCGUUUCUUUUGUAUCUGGAUUCACGGAACUACGGUUUGGAUAUGUUGCAACAGCUUAUGUUGCCGAGGAUAUGUAGGUUCUUUCUUACUUUAGUCGCGUCGAAGGAUUUUUUACUUCUUAGUGCUAAAGAAGUUUGCACUCUCCUAAGCUCAAACUACAUUGGAGUAAAUUCAGAAAUUGAGAUCCUUAUGUCAGCUGUGCGAUGGCUUAACUACAAUUGGAAAGACCGUCAAUGUCAUAUGCUUGAUGUUAUCAACUGUGUUAGAUUUGGCCUGAUGCCUCCGUGGAUUCUGGUUGCUUUGGGACGUGACAUUGAUUGUGAAGAUGUUCAGAAAGUAAUCCACAAUCCAAUAGUUAAGAAAAUGAUUGGAGAUGGACUUUCUUAUGCAACAACACAGUUGUAUCAUUCCAACAAUGUCGAUAGUUUUCUGGCAUUCAUGGAGCGUUAUAAACUCACCAAACCCAUUCAAAGACAAUGGAUCUGCGACCAGGAAUGUGGAUUUCAUCAUAAAACAGAUUGUCCCAAUAGACUUUACAUAACUUAUAAGUCAUUUCUAGAGUAUUUGGAAAUGAUUCGGACCAAGGGCAAGGACCAUUGGAAAACAUUGCACAUGGAACAACAAGAUAAUCUAAAUUUUCAAUGCUGUCUUCCAAAGACUGUUAUUAAUUCUAAUGGCCAAUAUUUUAUACAGCCUUAAAAUAGUUGGCAAUAUCGAAAUCAAAAAAAAUUUUCUACAAAAUAAAAAUAAUAUAAUUUACAAAUAAACUUUCGAACGUAA